GUUUAUUCGGCUACCGUCUGUGUAGGUAAUAUGAUUCGGGUCAUACCUUCGGGUGAUUACGGCAGAGAACUUGUCAUUUAGGGUACCUAGCCUCAGCUCCAUGCUAACUGUUAUAGAAUUAUCAACAGAGUGCCUGCAGAAGUAGGCAACUAGUUAUACGUGAGUCACCAAGCUAUCUACCGGCCAUUGAACAUUUCUGUAAAGUAUAAUACAGUACUUUGACCAAAGAGGCUUCUAAGCAAUGGCAGAAGCAGCAUCCAAGCGAGGGAGUACAAUUGCGGAAAAAAUCGAACAAUUCCGCUGUCUGGGUUUGAAGGAUUGCCCACAGAGGUCUCCGGGUCAUGAAGAGCUCGGGUGGAAAAAUUCCUGUGCUACACGACAUGAUGCUUUACCGCGGGCCUCUAAGGAUGCAGCUGCUGGGCGAGUGCGACCAGGCCGUCCCACAGCCCCAGCACCACUUCUACAAACACAGAACCAGCAGGUACAGCUUCACCACGAAGAUCCCGACGCACGUGAUCAGGGUAUCGGCCAAAGGAAACCACCGCACGCGCGCCCGGCCUCUCGCCCGGCUCAAGUCAGCCCCUCCACAGCUGCCGCUCCCAUCACCACGUCCCCCUCCGUCAGCAGCAGCUCGGCAGCCUUGCUGCGCCUUGCACACGAGCACCCCUAUCUGUACCAUGCAGUGCUGUCACUUGAGCGCGGCCCCGACGUGCGCCUACCGGAUGCCGUCGUGGUCAGCCAGGCCCGCGCUCGCUCUACUGCUGAUGUCGGCGCUGAUACGGUAGCUGCAGUUGCGGAAAGCGUAGGGCUGGUGCAGGAGGAGGAGAAUGUUGAUCAUUUGCUUGCUAGGUACCGGCCCAGAGGUGCCUGUCGUACAGAUGAAUCGCGUGUCUGCAGUAACACUCCUGCGGAGACCGCUGUUGCCGUACUUGCCACGUCUGUGUCCAGGGCAGCCUCCCCCCGCUCGCAGCAGAAUGCAGUUCAUAUCGCAAAGCCAUCAUGGCCACAGCCACCGUACUUGGCCGCGGGUUCGUCAGGAGGAGCAGCGUAUGCACGACCUGGAGGCGGAGCGACGUCAUAUAACGGCAGUGAUGCAGGUGCGGGUUCGGGGUCGUCGCCGGGGCGACGGUCUGUGGUGGCGCCAGCAGCAGCAGCGGCAUCAUCGUGGCCGGCGACUGAGGUGGCCUUGGCAGCAGCAGCAGCUGCCGCCAAACUUCCAUCCUCAGGAAAGCUGCAGAAGUUCCUCCAGCCUGCCACUGAAGCCAACGCCAGCAAAGCCGUCUGCCCGCGCCUCCCGGCCUCUGCGGCUAGUGUCGGCGGCGCUGCAGGAACGUCAUUGAGGCCGGCGUCACAGCCCGGGGUUGUGCACUCCGCCGCGGCCAGCGAAGCCUCUGGCCUGAGGCAAUGGGAUCGGCCUCAUCAGCAGCAACAGCAGCAGUCUUCCGUGGCACCCGUGGCCGAUGCUCCCAGUGGGCGACGUUCCAGGCAGGGCUCAGGUGCCCGCAGCGUAACGGAUUUGUUAUCGGAGCCCAGCCUUUCUUCUUUUUAUGUGCUGGAAGCAAUAACGUCUGCUGCCGAGGUUGUGUCACCCGCACAAUUGCAAUCACAAGUGCCUGCAGCAAAGCUAGCAGAGGGCAUGGCGCCGCCGCCGCGGGCAGCUGCUGCACCCGCGGAAGCCGCCGGCAUAGCACCUCCUGCUGACGGGGUGCCAUCUGUUGUUGCAGCAGGCCCCUCAACGUCGAGCCCCUCAAUCUCGGCAGCAGCGACACCCGCAGUGCCAAGCGAGAUGACUUGUGUAGCAGCGACGCCGUCGGUGGCAGCCGGUGCAUCGGAAUCCGACAGCAUGCAGUCAUUCGCUUUUGUUACGCCGGCGGCCGCUACUGUGGGGUCGGUGACGCUGUCAGCAGCGGAUUCUACUACUGGGGUUGCCACGGCACGAAGAGUGCAAUUCUCUCCCAACCAGCCGCAGGUUCGCCUUUUUUUCGAGGGCGCCAUUCCCCAAGGGCCGUCCGCCAGUUCAACAGGGUAUCCAACAGCCCCCGCCGGUGGAACUGCCGCCAGGGCCACAGCCGCCGGCACCGACGCCAGCGGCACCUCCAGCAACAGCCAUUCUGCGCCGUCCCCUAGCGCCGUGCAGCCUGCGUUCCUGCUGCCCUCCCAGGGGCAGUGCCCCGACCCCAACGCACAGUGUCCCACGCAUGUCUUCGUCCCAGCGGACCCCUGGCUGCCUCCGGCUCUGGUGGCUCUUCCGGGCUUUGAGCCGCUGCCGCCUAGCAGCCUGGUCACCAGGCCGGUUGCUAGGGCUGCGGCUGCGCCAUCACAGCGACGUCCCAAUAGCAGCAGCCCCAGUCCUGCAAGGCACUCCCGCGAUAACUCGCCUCGACUGCGAGCACCAACGUCGUCUUCUGCCCCUGAGGACCCCGCCAUGCGGCAGGAGCCACCGUUGACGCCCCCUGCAGUCGCCGGUACAGCACUGGCCACCGGCCCUGCCUCGCCCGACCCGCAAGCCGUCGCCAGCACACCCGCUCCUGACGCCUGGGCAAGUCAGGCGGCAGCAGCUGCUGCAGCUGGUGCGCUGGCUGGCAGCACUGCUGUGGGGUCUGAGGUUGAUGUGGUGUCACAUGCUUCUGCUCUGGCUGCCGAGGCGGGUGGCCCCGUAAUCGGCUCGGACUCGGAGCUUGAAAUGGAGAUGCUGGCAGCAGACCAGGUUGCUCACGAGGGCAGCAUCCCUCCCCGCAAUCGCCUGACGCGGCUGCUGGAGGAGGUGGCGGCUUUCAAGCGAAGCGAGGGCGAGCGGGUGUUGCGAGAGGGGGAACGGCUCAAGGUGCUGGGGGAACUCAAGGAAAUGACCAUGGAUCAGCUGGAGGCGCUGCUGGGGCCUGAUAGCCAGCUGCUCAAGGAGGCCAAUCGCUUCAAAAACCAGUACACGGAGGAUAUGGCGCACGUCAAGGCGGAUGCAGACGACCACAUCCGCAUGGUAUUGGAUGCGCUGCAAGCCGCUAGCGACUCGGCGGCCUCCGUGAAGAAUGCGGUGACGCAGUCCGCACUGGAUCAGCAGGAGGAGGUGCUGCAGCUCCUAGACAGGCUUACACCACAGCCACAUGCGCCACCACCGCAGCAGCAUCAGCAGCUAACAGCAUUGCAGCAGCAGCCAGCUACCCAGUUGGAAGCGCUGCUCAGGCUGCUGCAGCAGCCACCUCAGCAGACGGUGUCGUAUGCAGUACAGCUAGGCCGACAAAUCAGCAACCCGCUAGCAGAGCUGCUCCUAGGCAAUGUUCCUUCCACUUCUGACCUGCUGAACCCCACCUGGUGGACUUGCCUGCUGAGUCCACCAUACCUGGACACGCUGGCGGCAUGCAAAGCAGCCGCUGGCGCCGCCCACAGCGCUGGUGCUAGCGCUAGCGUGGGAGUGGCCGACCUUGUGGGUCCGGGUCGCCAGGGGCGGGCAGUGGCAGCGCCUGGGCCUGGGGUAGGGGCUGCAAAAGCAGGGGCUCCAGGGGACCUACUGGCGUACCAGGUCGAAGGGCUUGCCAGCACCGUCCGCACCUCCCUGGACGACCCAUUGGCUGCGGGUCUACCUGGGGCGGCCGCGGAGGAGCUGUCUGUGAGCGCCAUCACGCAGACGGCUCGUCAGGUGUCCCAGGCGUUGGACCUGGCGGUGCAGGAUUACCUGGACCGGACCAGUCAGCCCAUAACUACAACGAUGCACUCUGCAGCCUCUGCGCUAGACCCUGCUGGCCCCGCUCUUACAAACAGCCCGCCUGCGCCACCCCCGCUGCCGCAACCGUCGUCGUCAAUUCAGCUGCCGGCAGGAUGGCUCCAUGCAUGUCCCAACAAAAUUGCGAUUGCUGGGCUGCAGCCGCAACCCGCCCAGAUAGCCGCCGGUUUCACGCCAGGCUCCGGAGCGGAAGGUGGCCCAUGGGCCGCACCUUCCGUGAUCGCAUUGUCUACUCACAACACUCCUAUUGUGAGUUCUGGUGGAGCCGUCGACAGUAACACCGCCGGGCUUAUUCAGCCUGAGGUUGCUUUGUGCAGCAACCCUGCUACCAUCGCUGCUGUCGCCGCUGAUCCCGCGGCAGCCGCGCCACGGCAGCUGAUUGCCGUACACGGCGCCCUUCCUUCCAGCGGCGUCAGCAGUGCUGCGCUGCUUGACCUGCCGUCAUGCAGUUCAGUGCCGGCAGCGGCUGUCGGUUGUCGCCAUGCUGCCGUGCUCGGGUGUGCUCAGCCCAGCGCAGAAGGGGUAGAGGUCGCCGCAGGUGGCACGGCGCCAGGGGAGGGGCUGCCAGGUUGCCGAGCGGUGCAGCAAGCGCCUUCAUGCCACCCACCACCGCUGCAUACCGAGGGCCGGCAGCCUAUCCCUUUCUCCUCAGGCCCGCAUAGCCCGCCUGUAUCGGCCCCCAACGCAUCACCCACGGCCACUGGAAUCAUGCAAGUACGGCAAAUGCAUGGCACUUUGGGAGCCUCAGCCCCUGCGGGUGCGCCGUCGAUGUAUGAUUUGCAGCAGGACGCCUGGGGGGGAGCUCCUGGGGCACUGCUUCCACCGCCUGCAACAGCAGCUGUCGUGGCACCCACAGCAGGGCUAGCGCAGUCUGCUCAGCUACCUUCAUUCGGACCUGCAUCGUACGUCCCAGAAGCAUCAUUAACUUUCUCUGCACCCCAUCCUUGCGGACUUUUACCGCUUGCGUACACAGCGGCAGUUGUGGCAGGACCACGAUUGAGGUCCGCUGUGAGGCAGCCGGCGGGAUCAAUGUGGCAGCAGCCCGGCUCUCAGGAGCCGUUUGGUGGUGAUGGCAUGCAUGGUUGGAGUACAUCGGGAUAUGGUAGGCCCGACCGUUUGCCAACAGAAUCAUACAUGCAGCACAAUAGCUGUGUGUCUCACCGACAGGAACAGCAGGUGGACCCAGAACAGGUCAAGAGGCGCUCGCCACCACAGCAUUGCAGCGGUUGCAGCUGGUCUGGCGUGUCUACACUUGUUCAGCUGCCUCUGCGGCCAGUUCUUCUUCAACAGCAUGUUUCCGCAGCUAGACGCGCUGCAUGCCAAGGGCAGCUGCAGCCACACUAUUCUUAUGGCAGAGUUGGACCUUCUGAGCCGCAGACCCUGCCGCCCCAAGCCGUCGAUGACGCGACUACCAGACCACAGUUGCCUGCGACACGCUCAGAGGAAUCCGUAAACCCUGGCCUCCCACUCGAUUGUGUUCCUGGACUGCCCGGCAGUUCACGGCACCUGAAGGUCCAGCUUCACAUGCAGCCACGGGGCCCUUGCUCUGGGGAACAACAGCAACCACUCUCCCUCCUGCACUCGCAGCCCUCACAACAGCAACCAUCCUGUGCUGCGGAGCCCCUUAUCCAACAAUCUUGGUCACAAGAACCGUCCAGUGUUCAGCGGCCGCUGUAUAGUAGCGGCCCAGUUUGCCAACAGCCGUGCCCUGCCCUGCCCGUUGGGUUAUAUACCGUAAUACGCUCAGAAGAGGUGCCGCGAGCAUAUCAGACGACGUGGGAGCAGGUGCGCGCUGUGUAUCAGAGCCAGGGAUAGGCAGUGGUGCAUGUUAAGGGGACUGGGGUGGCUCCUUGUAGUUUCAUGUGCAUCGCAGAAGGUACUGCCCUAGAAAUGUGCAGCAUAUGAAUUAUGGACGAAUUCAUGCGCUAUAAGGCAUGAAAGCAUGAGGAAGAGUGACAGGCAGGCAAUAUCUUGGCGUUCUAUGUUCAACACUCUUUUGUGCAGAGUCGUAAGCCGUACAGCGCAUGGGGUGUUCGUUUCGUUGUUUCUGCGAGAAGGAACAUUUUUAUCUCAAUGUUAGGUAGGGCAGUGUUACCGAUGGGCCCUUUAGUAGGUCUAUAAAUCUGCCUCUUUUUUUUGGUCAGCCAUCCUACCCGGUUGUCAAAGAAGCUGGCGCUGUUUGCGUCCAGGCUUGUAUCAUGUAUGAGCGGUCGUGCCGUUGACGGUCAGGAGUGAUGGAGUAUGCAUCGGUGAUCAGGUAUUGCAGGCUUAGGACAGGGGAUAUACGGUAUGAAUCAAGGGAUGGAGGGAAGGAAAAGCGGCGGAUAUCAGGAGGGACGCUGCAUGCUCCGUGCCAGGCCAGUAAUGCGCCGAC
Messenger RNA from Astrephomene gubernaculifera, 6092 nucleotides. NCBI's taxonomy places the organism in Eukaryota, Viridiplantae, Chlorophyta, Chlorophyceae, Chlamydomonadales, Astrephomenaceae. The record is from the annotation of a GenBank genome assembly.